Macrobrachium nipponense is the source of this 5576-nucleotide messenger RNA. RefSeq names its product mediator of RNA polymerase II transcription subunit 1-like (gene MED1). The transcript is spliced from 11 exons. Gene Ontology annotation, cellular component: mediator complex. The record is from RefSeq and is a predicted model, not a curated record. Lineage: Eukaryota; Metazoa; Arthropoda; Malacostraca; Decapoda; Palaemonidae. Gene Ontology annotation, biological process: regulation of transcription by RNA polymerase II. Bases 92 to 5002 code for a protein of 1636 amino acids. Gene Ontology annotation, molecular function: transcription coregulator activity.
CAUUACUUAUAAAGUAUUUAUAAGUGACCAGACGAAUUUUGUGGAUGACUAAUGUCGAGGAAAUAUUAAAUCGACGCCUCCAAAUGUAGCCAUGGCGAACGUUAGCGAACUGCGAUCAGUAUGGGAAGUGGAAAGGAAGGCUGGUGAGGAUGCAGUCGCAGGGAGGUGCACUGGUGCCACUCCAUCAACAGCCACUACAACCACCAUAACCACUACAACGACAAGCACGGCAUGGCAGAUGGAGGUUCUCAUGGAACGCCUGCGAAGCAAAGCAGGAGGCUUUCAGACCCUCGUUGAAUCAGCGAAGGGGAUCAAGCAGGCCAUUAUGAACAAACAUCACAUUCUUGAUCCCGGAGAGCGUGCAGCUUUAGGAUUGUGCCUUGACUCACUCCAGAAUAAUAUUAAAGUUUCGUCUCUGUCAGCCAUGGUAGAGCGACUGGAAGCUACUGCAAGGCAGCUUGGGUUGAAGUUCACAGCUGCGACCACGGGAUCUGAGGUGUUUGUUUCGUGUGACAUGUUCUACGUAGAGGUGUUGCUGGACCCUGAUGGCAGAGUGCGUGACGUCAAAGUUGAGCUUGCUGGGGACCAAAAUGCACGGGAAGGACAGUCGUCUCCAGAGCUAGUCGAUUGUUUGAGUCGAGGGGACUUUGCUGAUUUCACAGCUCAUUUGGAAGGAUUUUCUUCCAUUUAUCAGCUGAAUGCAGACAAGAAGAGCAAAAGUAAAGCCUUCCAGGCUCUUCAGGCCCUUGAAACUGACCUCACCAAACUAUUUGAAUUGGCGCAAGAAACCCUCACCGACCCAUAUAAUCUUGUCCUCAAGUCUCCAGUGGGACUUCUGCAGUGUCGGCGAGGUGGUCACGCCAUGCGUUUAGUUUAUUUCGUGUCCCCGUACGAACUUCUGGAUGUUGCUGCUGGGCGUUCAGUGACUCUGACGACAGACACUCUGUCUUCCUGUAACUUGUCUCACUAUGUGACAGUAAAUAUUGAUGCCUCGACGUCUCACAAACUGCAGACGACAACAUUGAUGAAUAUACAGCAGGCUAAUGGGCAAAGGUUGCCUUCGUUUUCUGGGCUCACAGCUGACAACAGCAUGACAUUACCCGGAUGUUUCUCCUUGAAAUUGAGGAGUCCUUUGCCUCUUUCUUUACCCUUGAUCAAGCGCAUUACAGAAGUCACUGGGCUGGAAUGUGCUGACCUUUCCAAUCAGCAGUCGCUGAUUUCCCUCAUUGUGGAGCAAGCGUCCGAUGGCCGGUCUGAAUGCAAUAGUAACCGGGGACUCUUUGUGACUUUGCCAGAUCAGCAACACUGCUAUUUCAUGACCAGCGCUGGUGAACUUCCAGGCGUCAUGGUUAGUUCAGUUCCGUUUACUCACCCAACACACAUAACCAGUAUCCUGAUGUGUCUUCGAGCCCAGACAGCCUUUAAUACUCUUAUUGCCUCUUGUGUUAGACCUGCCAGUAAGCAAGAUCUGGACUCUGCUUAUAUGUUUGAAGUUACGGCAGCCAGUCACGAAUAUAUCUCUGUAACUUUUGAACAUCCCCAAGAGGAAAGCACUGCCACUGCAGAAAUUGAUUUGACUGACAUCAGCAAUGCUCGCUGUCGCUUGCACACACUGACUCCAGAUCUUGGCUUCUGCUCAGAAGAAUAUGUUACAAAAGUUUUGCAGAGGUGCAUGUCCAUACCUGUCACAAUGCGUGCAGUGAUGCGGAAAGUGGCCAAAGAAGAGAGGAGAGAUACCAUCGCGAGCGGAGACUCUGCUGUUAUGAUGGGGGGUAGCAAGCUGAACUCUGACCUGAAUCAGAACACAAAAUUUAUGCUGAAUGAUUACGACAAGAUCAGUGUCCGGCGGGAUCAGUUGAUGGCUCCCCAUAUGACAAACCUGAAUAAUGUGGUUGCUAAUACAGCCUCAGGUGGUCAAAACUAUUACAAUGGGCCAUACUCGAACAGUAACCACAACACUGGUAGUGCGGAGACCAACACUAAUCCCUUGGCUGCCUUGGGAAAUGCAGUGCAAGAGGCAGGCACGCCCCUUGGAUACGGAGCGCUGCUGGGUGCGGUAAAUCAUAAAUCUGGACUUAAUCAGUCUUUUUUAGGUGAUGGUAAAACUGCAAAAGUUAGAAAGAAAAAACAGAGUGUAGAUAUUGAUAAGAAAAGUCCAAAGUUUGGGGACGAUGUCAUUGACAUCGAUGAUGGAAGCUCGGAUGCAUUUCUAGCCGAUGGUGUUGCUAGCAUGAUGGAAAAAAGACGUGAUGUGAAAUUUGAAAAGAUUCCAAAUUUUAUCAAUACCAGUAAGCGAAGAUCAUCCAGUGAUAGUGGUGCUACAGAUUUUGCAACGAGCGACCUAGCAGCGCUAAGGGAACAGGUGUAUGGUCCAGCCAGUGUUGCAAACUAUGCAAAAAUCAACUCCUAUACUCACAAGGAGAACAAGGAAGCCGUCAAGAAAGUGAAAAAGCCAAGGAUUGACGGGAGUGAUUCUCGUAAGUCGCCAAUUGUCUUGGACUUGACAGAAACGGAAGGAUCUGGGAAGAAAGUCGGUGGGAGUAGCAGUAGUCAUACGUCAUCCCUGAGUGCUGCUCUCCUUAAGAGGCCUGGCAUAGAAAUCAUUCCGAUUCCCAUAUCAAUCCCUUCCUCCAUUACUGUCACGCCUGUGGUGAAGUCUGAGGACAAAAACAAGGACAAGAAGGAUCGACGUGACAAAAAGGAUCUUGACAGGAGAGACAAGAAGCGCAAACGCGAAGAUUCUCCGAGUAGUAACAAUUCCAGCAGUACGUCUAAAGCAUCCAAAGUACAAAUAAUUAGUAGUAGCAUAAAACACUCAUCAAUAUCAUCCUUAGAAAAAUUUAAGAGUGAAAGUGGUAGUAAGUCAGGACUGUCUGGGAUCACGGUCAAACCCAGCACUCCUCCGUAUCAGUCGCCAUCUAAGAAAUCAUCUCUCUCACCCAGCAUUUCAAAGUCAGUACUUCACAAUAAAGUAUCUGUCAGUCCAACUCAUAAGCCAAAUAAAGUCAUCUAUAGCCCAAGUAAUAGCAGUAGUAGUCAGUCGUCAUCAUCAUCCUCGUCAUCUCCCAAGGAAAGGAGUAGUCCUAAGCCUUCCACUGGAAGCCCAAAGCAUUCCAACAUGUCUCCAAAACACACUAGUUUAGGUAAGCCAAGCAUGACACAGUUAAAGUCAGCAUCUCCAACUUUUUCUAAGCCAUCCCUUUCUCCAAAACUACCCAAAAGCAAAGAUAAAGAAAGAAGUUCUAGCUCAAGUCCGUCACGUCCAGCAACUUCAAGUUCUUCGUCAUCGUCUUCAAGUUCCUCUCCAAGUUCUGGCUCAAAAGCAAAAGUGUCGAGUUCAUCAUCAUGCAGUGAUAAGAUUAAAGCCAGCAUCAGUGAUGCUCUGACAAUUACCAAAGUUUCUACUGGCGAAUCCUCUUCAUCAUCAUCGUUAGCCACUUCGUUUCUUGCAAAUGCUCAACCCCAGACUGCUCCUGCUUCUCUGGAUGAUAAACCUCCAUCAUUUUCCUUGGACAAAGCAAAAGUUUCUCCUCCCAAGAAUAGAAAAGGAUCCAGCCUCUCUGAUAUUGUUGACAAAUUAAGGGCUGGUGUGGGAGGCAGUUCAGACUCUGUCACUAUUAUUGAAAAGAAUGAUAAGGAUCCAAAAGAGAUAUCAAAGUCAGGCUCAGGAGAGAAGAAAGAUGGUGACAAGAAAACUGAUUAUACAAGCAAGACCUCAAAUGUUGGCAUCAAGUUAACUAUCAAUAAAGCUAAAAUGAAGGAUGGCAAUGGUUCUAAAUCUUCAUCAUCAUCAUCUUCCUCCUCCUCCUCAUCGUCCUCAUCCUCUUCCUCCUCCUCCUCAUCAAGCUCAAAAUCAGCAAUCUCAAAAUCCUCGUCAGGAUUAAAACCAGGAGUAGCAAGUGGUCCAGCAUCGAAAAAGACCCCAUUGUUAAGCAGCUUACCCCCAAUACCAAAAUUACCUCGUUCAUCAGUGUCAAAUGUAACUGCCACUGCUGUUUCCCCUCUUGGUGCUUCAAGCUUACCUGGAGUACAUUCAAGUCCUCUGCAAUAUCAGCGGGAGAGGACCAAAGACAAGGACAGAGAUAUCAAGGAUAAGGAUAAAGACAAAGAUCGAGCUGGUUCUGGUGAUCGGAGUAAGGCCAAAGAAUCGUCACCCGGAAAAUACCUUUCAAAUAACAGCUCAUUAGAUAUGAAAAAAUUAGGUCAGAAUAAAUCCUCUCUUCCUAAACAGCCAUCAAAAGAGGACCACAUCCAGAACCAAAGAAAACUGGAUGUAGAUAAUCCAGAGAAGGUUGCUAAAUCAGUGUUUCAGUCUGACAUGGAUGGGGAAAAAAAGGAGAAGUUAGGCCCAACAAAGGCAGAAGCAGAUUCUACGUUGAAUUCCUUCCUCGAUUCUUCGACACCUGGAAGGAAUCUAGAAAACUCUUCAGAUAAAGGAAACUCAGGGAUUCACAAUUCAUUAUUAGGUAUCAAUAAACUGUCUUCAACAGGGACAGGUUCAUCCAUCUCGCCAACAGUUAACUCGACAGGUUCUGGAGAGGUGCGACCCAGGGAUAUUUACCCACAACAGCAAUACAAACCUAACAAAGAUACCAAAGAUGAAGGGAAAGGGAAAACAGAAAUGGUUCCUCCUCGCCCUCCAGUUACUUCUGGCAUCAGUGGUUCAAAUGCCUCUGUUUUUGAUCACACAGCUGACCUUAACACAACGCCGGUUGUCUCUUCCACAACAGCAAGCUCUAGUCCAAGCACAGCUAUGUCAGCCCGCCAGCCCCUAAUGCACCCACCGCCCUCAAAGUCUCUGGACAGUAAAGAUCAAAGUAACAAUGCUUCCUUAGAUCACGUUGAGAAAUCGCCGUCUGUUUCCAUCAAGAUAGUGAAAUCUCCAGCCCCUGUGGCCUCUCCUCUUAGCAUGAUUUCUCCCCACUCUGUUGCUUCUCAACCAUCUCCUUGUAUUAUAGACGACGAUUUAAUGGACGAAGCCCUGAUGGGGACUCGUAAGUAAUGAACUGUCGAAGGAUUUGUAAAUUUUUUUUUCUACUAUAUACAUCAAUUUGUACAAAGCAGUGAAGUUUAGAUAUUGUUAUGGAUAAGCUAUAUAAAUAUAUAUAUAUAAGGUAAUUUAUUGGGUUAGACUUUUAUUAUGUGCAAGUUUUUCUUUUGUAUGAGAAAUGUAUUUGUAUUUUUUUUAAUUGUCUUUCUGAACAUCUUGUUUAUUGGUUUGAAGGGGAUCAGUUUUGCCAUUGCUGAGAGAGAGAGAGAAUUAAUGGACUGAAGGGGUUGCUGUUAUGUAUGUAAAUAUCCAACUUAACAAUAGCAAAGUAAUUUUCUUUAGCAUUGCAAUAUUUAUACAGCGAUACUAUAUAUAUGUGCUAAGGUUAUGACUGUGUAACUGAAGUUUGUACAUUGGUUUGUUUUGAAAGGUUUGAAUGAGCAAAAGAAAAUUAUGAGAUAAGCAUCUCACUUCCGACUGGCUUUGCAAGUGAGUGUUCAUCUAAUUUGAGAUGUUUCUGAUCAUUUUGCACAAUGAUCACCCCUCAGAAGGCUUAACUUUGUGUUAUUAAAUGUUUAAUAUCGAA